Messenger RNA from Misgurnus anguillicaudatus (oriental weatherfish), 1779 nucleotides. RefSeq names its product mesogenin 1 (gene msgn1). Gene Ontology annotation, molecular function: DNA-binding transcription factor activity, RNA polymerase II-specific; protein dimerization activity; RNA polymerase II cis-regulatory region sequence-specific DNA binding. Lineage: Eukaryota; Metazoa; Chordata; Actinopteri; Cypriniformes; Cobitidae. Gene Ontology annotation, cellular component: nucleus. Gene Ontology annotation, biological process: mesoderm formation; regulation of transcription by RNA polymerase II. The record is from RefSeq and is a predicted model, not a curated record.
UUUCCCCAAAUGUUUAUAAGAUGUAGUUGUUAGGAAGUUUUGUCUCUUAUUAUCUUUAAGGACAGUAGCAUUAGAGUGUCAGGAAGAAAAUAAGUUUUUUUCCAGAUUUUCAACAUGCUUUCUGACACUUGUGACUCCAUGCUAGAAGCAAUAAUCAAACAAUCCCAGUAUGACUUUAUCAAAAUAAAUUCACAGCAAUUAAAAAACUUUAAAAUGUAUAGAUGGUUGCAGUAAAGAAUGAAAUGUCCUCUUAACUUGUUAAUUUGACAAGAUAAAAGUAACGGUGUCCUCCUAAUAAGGACAUAAACGCCUGCACUUCCUCUAAAGCCUUGAUCAUGAGUGACAGGUGUCACACCUCCAGACAUGAAAGAUCUGACAGCUGCAUCCUGAUGAUUCUUCAGCUCAUAUACAUGUUAAAUAUCACUUCACAUCAUUUAAAACCAUUUUCUUCAUUUGAAGCCACUCUCAUAACAACCCUGUUUAUAACAUCACUUUUAUUAUUUUUUAUGUUAAACUCCUUGUGUUUGUUUAGGAAUGUUAAAAUGUUAGGUUUGGGUUUUUCUGUGUUGGGCCUGCUCAUAUAACAGGUGUUCACACUUUUUUGAUUUUUGGAGACCUGUAUGUAUGUUGACCAUUUCAUAUCCAGUCAUUAUUACCAUGCACAAUAUCAGAAAUCCACUUGGUAAGAUCACAGAUAAUAAAACAUUGUUCAGUUUAUUUAAAAGCUCUCUUUUCUUUCACUUAUAGUUGUUUAUUGCAUUGCAUUGUAAGCUAUUAUACAUUGGUCGUGUUUGAAUGUGUGAUUUGGUCUUUUUGGUGUACUUUUGCGCGUCUGAUCACAUCAGUCUGUUAAUUGUUGUCGUGUCGACUUAAAGAGUCAUUUCCCACAAAAGGGAAUCUAAUUAUUUUCUUUUCUCUUACACAUUAACCGCCAACAUCGCCUUAUUCACACCCGGGUGACAAACGCGCGCUCAUCCUCCGCGUUUUGCCACUUUCGUCUCUUUGAACUUUGCGCUCGUAAAGAUCUGGGGUAUAAAAGCAGUUUUACCCCACACUGGGGCAUUUUCUCCGAGACAAGACCACAGAGAGGAUAUGGCACAGGUCGAUGACAUCGAUGUUGCUACGGCAAAUAUUCUGACGCAUUGGGGCUGGAACAGAGAGGAGAGGACGUUUGGAGACAGCGCGUCCUCCUCACCGGAAUCCUCCUUUGAAUCAAUGUGCUCAUCACCGGAGAUGCGCUCCAGUCCCGGAGGAUGCCCGGCAUACCAGCUGUCCGGACGCAAACACAACCGUUUCUCUGAGCAACAGAAGCCCAAAGUCAAGAUGAGCAUCAAGAGGAGAGUGAAGGCGAGCGAGCGAGAGAAGAUGCGCAUGCGCAGUCUGGCGGAGGCUCUGCAUCAGCUGCGGGAUUACCUGCCUCCGGUGUACAGCAGGAGAGGUCAACCGCUCACCAAGAUCCAAACCCUCAAAUACACCAUCCAGUAUAUCAAAGAACUCUCCAGCAUCCUCGAGCAACAAUGAGGACAUUCACAUGUGUUUGAAGUCUUUCAUGGUCACGGGAAGAUCUGUGUUUCAGUUCUUCAUCAUCUUUUACGGACACAAUUCUCUUGGAGCAGAAAGGAUCGUGAUUUUUUGACUGCUGUUGUACAGAUUUUCUAUUUUUCCCCACCACUUGUGUUUUUCUGAUGUAAAUAUUUCUUGGCACAAGAGUGGUGUGUCUAAUCUUAUACAUUUUUUGAAGUAAUUUUUUUAUGAUGAAAUAAUUGAAUAAAUGUAAUG